Molecule: messenger RNA, 2787 nt
Organism: Malassezia vespertilionis
Lineage: Eukaryota; Fungi; Basidiomycota; Malasseziomycetes; Malasseziales; Malasseziaceae
Exons: 2
Coding region: 1-2787 (928 amino acids)
Biological process (GO): protein import into nucleus
Cellular component (GO): cytoplasm; nucleus
Molecular function (GO): nuclear import signal receptor activity
Source: RefSeq, a predicted model, not a curated record
AUGGCGUCGAGUUGGAGCCCGCAACAAGAGGGUUUACAAGAGCUCGUAGGGCUGUUUAGACAGUCAACUAGCACGGAACGUGAUGUGCAGCGGCGUAUUGCGCAGCGGCUCGAUGAAAUUAGCCAGAUUCCCGACUAUGUCAACUACCUCACGCUCGUGUUUAUGCAGAUGAAUGGCGAGCAAGUUUCGACGCGCAGUGUGGCUGGUCUGCUUGCGAAAAACUACCUAUACUUCAAUCGCCAGCAGGUGUCGCCAGCGUCGCUCGAAUACGUAAAGCAAAUGAUCCUGCCCGCGCUGGCGCUGCCAGACACCGUGUUGCGCAACGUUGCGACGCAGCUCAUUAGCGUCAUGAUGCAAGUGUGCUUGCCGCAGAACUGGGUCGAUGGGCUUGCGGCGCUCACGCAGGCGAUGGACUCUGCGAAUCCCGACGAGUCCGAAGCGGCGCUCUCUGCACUCGCCAAGAUCAGCGAAGACAUACCCGAGGCCCUGGACGCAUGUGAGAUCAAUGGCGUGCGUCCUCUGGACGUGCUAAUUCCCAAACUAAUCCAGGUGUCCUCUCACGCAGAUGCGCGCGUGCGUGUGCACGCGCUCAACAGUCUGAACCAGUACAUCCAGAUUGGUUCGCAGUCCAUGAGCCAGAAUGUGGAUGCGUACGUUGCGUCUCUGUUCCAGCAUGCGAGCGACGAGCGUCCUGUGGUGCGCAAGUUUGUGUGCCGCGCGCUUGUGUUUGUCCUAAGCACAUGGCCCGAGACGCUCGCGCCGGAAAUGAGCAACCUUGUCGAGUACAUGCUGUACUCGAUGCAGGACAAGGAUGAAGAUGUAGCGCUCGAGGCCGCCGAGUUUUGGCUCCAGUUUGCCGAGGAGCCGCAGCUGGCCGACCUGCUGCGUCCGUACCUGGGCAAAGUCAUCCCCACACUGCUCAAGUGCAUGGUGUAUAGUGAGCUGAGUCUGCUCAUGCUCGACGAUGUCCACGACGACGCUGCACAGCCAGACCGCCCUGAGGAUAUCAAGCCGCGGCAUUACGGCGGCACAACACACCGCAGCGAGCAUAUUCGCGAUCCAGACGCGCCUGUGGAAAGCACGCACCGCUCGCGCGCUGCCAUCGACGCCGAGUUUGACGAGGACGCAGACGCAGACGACGACGACGACGACGACGACGACGACGAUUUCGAUGACGACGACGCACUUGGCAGCUGGAACCUGCGGAAAUGCUCCGCGGCAGCGCUCGACGUACUUGCCGUGCGCUUCCACGAAGAGAUUCUGCCCGUGCUUCUGCCAUUGCUCAAGGACCGCUUGUUUGCCGAGGACUGGGUCCAGCGCGAGGCCGGCAUUCUCGCGCUUGGCGCCGUUGCCGAAGGCUGUAUUGGUGGGAUCGAGCCGCACCUUCCGACGUUGGUUCCUAUGCUGCUCAACAUGCUGCGCGAUCCGCAGCCCCUUGUGCGCUCCAUCACCUGCUGGACGCUGGGACGCUAUGCGAGUUGGACUGCUGGCGACGGCUCGCCAGAGCACCAGCAGCAGUACUUUAUUCCCAUGCUGGAAGGCCUGCUUGCCAUGGUUCUAGACAACAACAAGCGUGUCCAGGAGGCUGGCUGCAGUGCGUUUGCCACGCUCGAGGAAGAGGUCCGCGACGCGCUCGCGCCGUUCCUUUCUCCGAUCCUGCACACGCUCGUGCAAGCGUUCGACAAGUACCACCAGAAGAACAUGCUUAUUCUUUACGACGCCGUCGGUACGCUGGCCGAUAGCGUCGGCAGUGCGCUGAACAGGUCCGAGUACGUCGAAACGCUCAUGGCGCCGCUCACGGCCAAGUGGGGCGCGCUCGAAGACGACGACCCCGAUCUGAUUCCUUUGCUCGAGUGCCUUGCUUCUGUCACAAUCGCCAUGGGCGCUGGAUUUGCGCCGUAUGCAUUGCCCGUGUACCAGCGCUGCGUCGUGAUCCUGCGCCAGAAUUUGGCCGCGUGCGAGCAAGCGGCAGCCCAGGGCGAUCUCGAUACCGAGGCGCCGGACCGCACGUUUUUGAUCGUUGUGCUCGACUUGCUGAGUGGUCUGAGCCAGGGCCUGAAUACCCAUGUCCAGGAGCUUGUCGCGAACGUCGAGCCUCUCUUGCUCCCGCAGCUGCUUCCGUGCAUGACACAUAGCGAGGCGCCCGUGCGUCAGAGUGCCAAUGCGCUCCUCGGCGACCUUGCCAUCUCGGCGUUUCCGCAACUGCGGCCGUACAUGCCUGCGUACAUGCCGCAGCUGCUUGCGCAGGUCAGUGCAGACCAAAUGUAUGAGCAUCUGAGCGCGUGCAACAAUGCGACGUGGGCGUGCGGUGAGAUUGCGCUACAGUACGGCGCUGAUCCAGCGCUGCACCAGUGGAUCGAGCCGCUGCUCGCGAAGCUGAUUGCGAUUUUGCGGCAUCCCAAGACGCCCAAGAGCUUGUCGGAAAAUGCUGCGGUGACGAUUGGCCGGCUUGGUUUGGUCGCGCCGCAAAUCGUCGCGCCGCAUCUUGCUGUGUUUAUGGAGCCGUGGUGCCAGGCGCUGUGGGAUAUCAAGGACAACGACGAGAAAGAUUCGGCAUUCCUUGGUUUGUGCGAGGUAAUCGGUGUAAAUCCCAAUGGCGCUACCGCUGGGUUCGCCUACUUUUGCAACGCCGUCGUGCGCUGGACAAAGCCGAGUGCGCGGCUGAACGAAAUGUUUAGCAAGAUUCUCCAUGGGUUCCGCGAGAUGAGCGGCGAUAAAUGGGAGGCACACAAGGCGCAAUUUCCGCAGAUUAUACGGGAGCGGCUCGAGGAGCGCUACGGUGUGUAA